Bombina bombina (fire-bellied toad) is the source of this 2152-nucleotide messenger RNA. Its product is annotated as fibrous sheath CABYR-binding protein-like. The record is from RefSeq and is a predicted model, not a curated record. NCBI's taxonomy places the organism in Eukaryota, Metazoa, Chordata, Amphibia, Anura, Bombinatoridae. The transcript has 5 exons. The coding region runs from base 354 to 1256 and encodes 300 amino acids.
UCCUCGAUUCCUCCGGCUACGUCUUGUGUUUUGUCAAAGUUGCAACAGUAUCUUGGGCUGCAGUCGUGUUGGAUACAAAUUCUGAUCGUCAAAAAAAAAAAGCUGUUGCAUUUAUAUUCUAUUCUAACAACAUAGUAAUGAAUGAAUAGCUAUUCAUUGAAUACUAUGUUGCAACUGUGAGUCACGCCUGCGCUUUAGCUCUAACAAAUGUUUAGGUCACGCAGGCGCAAAUACAACUUACGGCGAGUGGUGCGCAUGCGCAAUUGCUCAUGAAAAUGUGAACUCGCUUUUGAACAACGUACAGAGCGGGUGGGACUGCUCUGUACGUAAUGUAAUGAAUAAUCCGGAAAUCAAUGGAGGGAGGAGCAACAAACGGCCGGGAGAAUAUGGAUGCUGCUGGACCCUUAAGCUCGGGUUUGUCCCAGUCUGUUGAAGUUAAUUUGACAAGCCCAGAGGGAUCCAGCACCAAUGCAGACCUGCCUUUGCAGGAUGCUGAUAUGGAUGUUAAAUGUGCUAUGGAGGAGAAUGUAUCUCCCUUGGAGUCUGAUGAAUCUGAGCCCGGGGAGGAGGCAGCACAGCACCCACAGGCUCCUCCUUCACCCAGGUAUGAGAGUGGUACAGAUGACUCGCCACCUCGGGGAGACAUGGAAGAUAUCCCUCUACCCUCAUCCUCUGAAGAAGCCCCCGCUGCAGAAGAGAUCCCUGCAGCAGCCCCUCCUGCACCAGCAUCCCCUCCUGCACCAGCAGCCCACCAUGCACCAGCAGCCCGCCGUGCACCAGCAGCUACUCAGGAGGAGAUAGCAGAGCUGCAGAUAUUAAGAGAUUUUCUUGAAGAGAUGCGUGCCUCCCAGAGGGAACAGGUGGAAAGCAGAAUCCAGCUGAUGGAAGCAAUUAAUGAUAUUCGGCAAGACCAAAGAGAGCUUCGCCAAGACCAAAGAGAGAUCUUGCAUACUCUUAAAGAUAUAUUGCAGGUCCUCCGGGAGGCGCAUAACGCACCAUCUGCUGCUGGACCAUCUGCUUCUGGGCCAUCUGAUCCUGGGCCAUCUGCUGCUGGACCAUCUGCUCCUGGCCCUCCUCCAUCUCAUCCUCAAUCUCCUCCUCAGCCAGGUGAUCCCAGUACUCCUCCAUCCCAUCUUCCCCAAACAUCUCCUAUGAGAACUCGUCGGAGGGGGCAGUUGUCCCCCCAGUACCUCAGUCUCGUGGGAAGAGGGGACGGAAGAGGAAGUAAUUUUAUUUUUAUAUUUUUAGUUAUUUAAUGUCUAAUGGAUAGGUAUGUGAUGAUGUGGUCUUCUUACACUUGUGGAGCACACUCUGUAUAUAAUCUGCUUCUAUGGGGCCGGUACAUGGAGGCAGAUUGUUUGCAGAGUGUGUUUUACAAGUGUGUGGAGACCACAUUAUCACAUACCUAUCCUUGUUGAUUACAUUGAUUGGUUUCUGUGAUGUGAUGUCCAAACUAUUUCCCUAAUCUCAAACAAAAUGACCAUUACAAUUAUACAUGAUGGCAUAUCACUGUUUUGAUGCCAACAACACAGCUUAAAGGGACAGUCAUAACAUUAAUUAUUGUUGGUUACAAAGAAAACACUUUAUUACACAUUAUCAAGUUUAAAAAAAAAAAAAAAAACUUAGAGAAAUAAACGUUUUACUUCUGUGAUUAACCUUGUAUCUAUGCCUCUGAAAAAUGACAACUUAUUUCUGUUCUUUUGACAGACUAGCAUUUCAGACAAUCACUGAUCAAUCCAGGGUAACUAUAAUGCAUGAGCUCAAUGUUUCUAAAUGAAACACAAAAAAUAAUGCCCUCUAGAGGUCAAAAUGCAUUCAGAUUAGAUGCACUCUUUAAGGUCUAAGAAAUGAACAGAUGAACCUUCUAGGUUUAGCUAUCAACUAAGAACACCAAGAGAACUAAGAUAAAAUGGUGAUAAAAGUUUGAGAUUUAUUUUUAAAAAAAUGAAUUUUUUGAGAUUUAAAACAUUACUGUUUUGCUUGACUUGACUGUCCCUUUAAACAAGAACAUAUGCUAACAUAUACUAAUCCUUAGGGAUUGUCGGUAUAUCUACACGUACUUGUUUAAACAAGAAAAUAUUUGAAUAGGAUACUAAGCCUGUAUGCCAUAUUUCUCUCGACGUGUUAAAUAAAGUCUAUUUUCUUAAAGAUA